Naegleria fowleri is the source of this 1176-nucleotide messenger RNA. RefSeq lists its product as uncharacterized. The record is from RefSeq and is a predicted model, not a curated record. Lineage: Eukaryota; Heterolobosea; Eutetramitea; Acrasida; Naegleriidae. The transcript has 2 exons. The coding region runs from base 1 to 1176 and encodes 391 amino acids.
AUGAAUUAUUCACCCCUUAAACCUGCAGUCCCUUUCACGAAGGGAAGGAGUAAAUCACAAAACUUGUAUUCGGGAUUCCUUCCUUCGAGGACGCCCAGUAGUGGAGAUUUACUCCAACAACAGCAACCAAAAAAUACAUCAGAAUCAUUGACAGCUCUCUCAGCUCAACUCACAGCCAAACACAAAUCGAAUUUGAUGAGAAUGGCGAACUUGCCUGAAAAUGCUUCAGAACCAAAUAGUGAUCAAUUGGCCACAUCUGAGAGAAGACAAAAAGAUGAUGAUAAUCAAUCUCAAACAUCUUUUGCUCACUCGGUUCUCUCAGGGAAGAUGACAAAAUUUACACAACCCAAAACAACAAAAUUAUUCAACCUUGAAAAAACGAAACAUGAGGCAUGGGCCUCAGUUCUAGAAACUAAAAAGAAUUAUACGAAAAAUCAAAAGUUCUGUGAAAUGUUUGUGGACUUUUUAAAUUCAGAUAUGGCGGAUCGAUUAUUCAGUUUAUGUAUUUUGUAUAUAACCAAUUUGUUAAAUUAUGAACGAGCUAAGGUAAAAUAUGAAUUAAAACUCACCGAAGAAUAUAAAAAACAAGAAUUGGAAGCAAAAAAGGAAUGCAUUGAUAAUUUAUCAGAGCUUUCUUUGGCAUACUCGCAAAUUUUGCAGGAAUAUACUUUUCGAAGUCCCCACAAUUUACGAUUUCGAGACACCGUGAAAGAAACCAUGUUUUUUGAAGCACUGUACAUGGUCACAUCAUUUGUUGCAACGGUUGAAUUUCCCAAUCCAAAACUCCAGCCAAUUAUUGAAAAUGAAAUUGAAAGACUUUUUAGGACCAAAUACUUUCGAAUAACGGAUCAUGAAAAGAAAAACUCUAGAUUUCUCACUGCUGAGGAUACUUUCAAGUUGAAAAACUGUGGAUUCAAAUUGCCGAGUGAUACUCUCAAACGGCGAAAGAUCACUACAGCCAUUAAUUCAAGAAGUCCAUUAAUUUCAUCUGUUUUUCCUGGAUUUAAUCGUGUCGCACAGGAUAUGGAUUACCAAUUCGAGCAAAUUCAGCUCAAUUUACCUCCGCACAUUCUCUUUAGUACUAAAAAUAUUUCCAAUUCUGUGGGAGAAGGUGGAACAGAGGAUGAAGAUAGUUCUUCCAUUGCUUCUCAAAAACCUUCAGUGAUCAUUAUGUAA